Molecule: messenger RNA, 1497 nt
Organism: Penicillium cinerascens
Lineage: Eukaryota; Fungi; Ascomycota; Eurotiomycetes; Eurotiales; Aspergillaceae
Product: RUS1 family protein
Exons: 7
Coding region: 1-1497 (498 amino acids)
Source: RefSeq, a predicted model, not a curated record
AUGGUGGCCCACGCAAGGAACCCGUUGACCUUUCGCGAAACGGAUGAGGCCGACAAUCUCACGGCAACUUAUGUUUACUCUAAACAGAACACGCCGUCCGCGCGCAAGCGGGAUGCGCUGACGGGAAGGGUGGAUGUAAUGGAUCCAUCCUCUACUUUGUGGACCUGGUCUCCCAAGCCUCUCAUCCGCUCUCUCAGUGACGUCUUUCUCCCCUCGGGAUACCCCCAGAGUGUGAGCGAGGACUAUAUCAGAUAUCAAAUAUUUGACUCCCUCCAAGCAUUCUGCAGCUCAAUAGCAGGCCUCCUCUCCUCCCGAGCGGUGCUACAAGGAGUCGGUGUCGGCGACGCCAACGCCUCUCCAUCCUCGGCGCUACUUCUACACGUCCUCCAAGACUCAUCAGGUCGUGUAGCAACCAUUCUCUUCGCCCACCGAGUCGGCACAGCUCUCGAGCCAGAAUGCAAAACUUACCGGCUAGCAGCCGAUGUAUUCAACGACAUCGCCAUGAUCAUGGACACUCUCUCGCCAAUGGUUCCAGCCGGGGUGAUGCGCGUAGGGAUUCUCAGCACGGCAGGCAUCCUGCGUGCCUUGUGUGGUGUUGCAGGCGGGAGUUCCAAGGCGAGUUUGAGUGCUCAUUUUGCAAAGUGGGGGAAUUUGGCUGAGCUCAAUGCCAAAGACUCUUCACAAGAGACGAUCAUCUCUCUUUUUGGCAUGCUUGUAGGCUCAGUGGUCGUAUCUCGCGUCACCGGAUUCAAGACGACAUGGGCCGCACUGCUGAUCCUCUUAGCGGCGCAUCUCAGCCUCAAUUAUGCAGCAGUACGAGCCGUCCAGAUGACAAGUCUGAACAGACAACGGGCAAACAUCAUCUUCUCAACCUUGCUCGAGUCCGAUCCCGCCAUAGAUAUAGAGCGCCUACGCUCCGGGGAAGUACCAAAAAGCAAGGCCAAGCCAGACACCUCAUCCUGGAAGAUCCUCACACCGGCACAAGUAUCCCGAGAAGAACGCAUCUUCCACCGCGAUGGCGCCCUCCAAUGGAACACACCAUCCCAAACACGAAACCUAGGCAGCGCCUCGAUAGGCGUCUCACUCGCCUCAUUCUUCAAACAAGCACAAGCAAGCCAACAUACCUCACGAGGCUCCCUACAAACCAACAUCCCAAUGCCCGAUCUAACAACUCUCUUCGCCAACGAAUCAUACAUCCUCUACCUCCAUCCCAACGGAACAGAAUGGCACGCCUCAAUUCUACUGAAAAGCAACUGCACCGUACACUCGCAGCUCAAAGCCUGGACGCACGGACUCCUCGCCGCACGAGUGCUAUCCACCACAACAUCCAAAUCCGGCACAGAACCCACUCCAGAAGUCCUCUCAGUCGUGACGAAUACACUCUCACUCCUAAACUCUCAGUUCUCGAGCUACACAGACGCCCUCGAAGAAGCGGGCUGGAACACGACAAUCGCGGCGCUGGAAACGCGAUCCGGACGCAGGGUUACAUUCACGUAG